Theobroma umbraticum is the source of this 1374-nucleotide messenger RNA. RefSeq names its product Rab GTPase-like A1I protein (gene RABA6B). The record is from RefSeq and is a predicted model, not a curated record. Lineage: Eukaryota; Viridiplantae; Streptophyta; Magnoliopsida; Malvales; Malvaceae. Gene Ontology annotation, molecular function: GTP binding; GTPase activity.
CUAAUCCGGACCCAAAAUUUUGAAGAAAAUUAAAAUUAAGGGUCCCAUCAUGUUUAUAUCGUACAACUCACCCAUCAAUUAAUGAACAUAAUAAUUGCUUAAGAACAAAGGAAGUUCUUCUAACCAAAGAAGAAUUGAGGACAGCUUUGGGUUGGUGUCACCGAAUGAGCUUCCAUCAUCACCAUCCAAUACCUUAAAAUUGAAGCUGGAAAUUGGAAAAUGGCAAAGAUCGAAAGAAAGAAAGGAAAAUAUGGAAUGAUUAAGCAUCAUUUCUUUAACAAAUUUUUUGGAAUAUAGAAUUAGCCUCCUGAUACAAUAACCAUGAGCCACAAAGAGGGACAUUAAGGCCCAAUAAUUAAUGAGAUCAAUUUCUUUGGGAAAAUUGAUUACCACUAUGGAAAGAGGGAAGGCUUCCUUGGUUUAUAUUGUUAAUGAUAAUCAAGGAACAGCCAAUCAUAUGUCUUUUGUUUUCUAUGUUUUCACAUGUAAACACUCAAUACCCUCCAAAGCAAAUACCAGACAAAGUAAUAGACGUACUUGAUUUGUAGCCAUAUGCAUCGACUAGGCAUUUCUUAAUUAGUUGUUCUCAAACAUCUUGGCUUCUUGAGUUUCUUUUCUGCAUCCUUUGCUUUGUGCUUUCUUUUAGAGCUUUUUUCUUGAUCUUUUCUCUUGUGAUCGACCUCUGCUGAUUGCAUGGCUGAUUCAUAUGAUGAAGAGUGUGAUUACCUGUUUAAGGCUGUUCUGAUUGGCGAUUCUGCGGUCGGGAAAUCAAAUCUCCUCUCCAGGUUUGCAACAGAUGAAUUUCGAUUGGAUUCCAAGCCAACUAUAGGAGUCGAAUUCGCUUACCGGAAUGUUAAGAUUGGUGACAAAAUCAUCAAGGCUCAAAUUUGGGACACCGCCGGCCAAGAAAGGUUUAGAGCCAUUACAAGUUCAUACUAUCGUGGAGCAUUGGGGGCAUUGUUAGUGUAUGACAUAAGCAGGAGAACAACGUUCAGAAAUGUGAAGAAAUGGAUGCAUGAGCUAAGAGAAUUCGGUAACUUGGAUAUGGUGGUGGUUCUUGUUGGGAAUAAAUCAGAUUUGGGUGAUCAGCGUAGGGAAGUAAGUGAGGAAGAAGGGAGAAACCUAGCAGAGAUGGAAGGUUUGUUUUUCAUGGAAACCUCUGCAUUGGAAAAUGUGAAUGUAGAGGAAGCAUUUUUAAGAAUGAUCACCAAAAUCCAUGAAAUCACAAGCCAAAAAUGUUUAGAAGCUAAAACAAAUGAAACAACACUUCAUGGUGGAAAACAAAUACUCACUAUUAAUGAUGAGGUGACUGCCACUAAACAGUCAAAUAAUUGUUGUUACAAGUGAAUUUUUAUAUUUCUUUUUACUCCAAAA